CAAAAUUUGAUAUUGGGAGUCCCCAUAUUUUCCGUUGAAAGCAUUGUAUAAGUUGAAGGGAUGAGGUCUCUCCCCAAGUUUGGGUGUGAGUCUGAAACCCAUGUCAUGUGAAUGCCUAUCAUACAACAAAACAAAGAGAGGCUCUCUUGAGUCUCAUAAUAAUGGCAAGUGGGAGGAGGAGAGCACUCAAAGACUCCUCCUCAACCAAGUCAAAGUCAAAGUCAUACACACUUCCCUCCUCACCCUCCCAUUCAUUCUCUUCCUCCUCCUCCUCCGACUUCGAGUUCACCAUCUCCAUCUCCCCGCGCAAAUCCUCCGCCGCACUUUGCCCUGCCGAUGAGCUAUUCUACAAGGGCCAGCUCCUCCCUCUCCACCUCUCCCCUCGCAUCUCCAUGGUCCGCACUCUCCUCCUCUCUUCUCCCUCCUCCUCCUCCUCUGCCGCCGCCCGCGACUCCACCGGCAGCACCACCAGCACCAACUCCUCCUCCUCCUCCUCCUUUGCCAGCGACCUCGCCCUCUUCCCCGACUGCGACUCCUCCCGCCCUAGCUCCGUGACCGACGACGACGAGCUCAAGCGUCUCCAUAACCCUUCCAAGGAGUAUCCUCACUCCCAAAUCAAGAAGAACCACCCUAAUAGAUACUUCUCCUUCUCAAGAUUCUCCUCUGUUUUCCGCAAGGACACCACCACCACCACCACCAACAAAGUGUGCGAGACGGAGCAUCACCACCAUGUGGCUGCUUCUUCUUCUUCCUCCUCCGUGAAGCGAAUGAGCGCCACUGCCAGAGAUGUCAUAAGGAAGUACUUGAAGAAGGUGAAGCCUCUUUACGAGAAGCUUUCGCAGAAGCAACAGAGAACCGGGGAGUUGUUGGCGGAGGGCGGUGGUGCGAGUGUGAAUGCAACCACGACGACGUCUUCGCGCACGGUGUUGUCUCUGUUAACGACUCUAACAGAGAGAUCCAAAACAGAGGGUGGUUGCAGUGGGAAGAGAGGGAUGAAGGAGAACGUUUCUGGUGUUCUGUCUCAUUCUUUCUCCGGGAACCUCAGGUACCCUCGGAAGAGGAGAAGCUGCGUCUCCAGUUGCCCUUCUUCCAUGAGAUCGUCGCCCAGUCAUUCCGGCGUGCUCUCUCAGGGCGGCGCCAGAGCAGGGAUGCAUUUCGGGGAUUCUUCUUCCAUGGAAGAGUUGCAGAGCGCAAUCCAAGGCGCAAUCACACAUUGCAAGAACUCUUUGAUGCAGAACAAGCUUGACACUGGUGCAGCUCAGUAACGAAAGAGAGAGGUUUUAACUUCCAAUUUGAUCAUGCUCUUAAUUUCAUCUUCAAUAUUCGUAUGCCUUCUUAGAUCUGAUGAAUUCUGAUUAACCAACCAUGUUCAGAAAACAAUUUCAGCUUCUUCCUUUUUUUUU
This is a messenger RNA of Arachis duranensis, 1403 nucleotides long. RefSeq names its product probable membrane-associated kinase regulator 1. Bases 162 to 1265 code for a protein of 367 amino acids. Gene Ontology annotation, molecular function: kinase inhibitor activity. The transcript has a single exon. The record is from RefSeq and is a predicted model, not a curated record. Gene Ontology annotation, cellular component: plasma membrane. NCBI's taxonomy places the organism in Eukaryota, Viridiplantae, Streptophyta, Magnoliopsida, Fabales, Fabaceae.